Dictyostelium discoideum AX4 is the source of this 528-nucleotide messenger RNA. RefSeq lists its product as hypothetical. The transcript has 2 exons. The record is from RefSeq and is a predicted model, not a curated record. Bases 1 to 528 code for a protein of 175 amino acids. NCBI's taxonomy places the organism in Eukaryota, Evosea, Eumycetozoa, Dictyosteliales, Dictyosteliaceae.
AUGAAGAUUAAUAAGUUUAUAUUAAUAUUUUUUAUUUCUUUCUUAAUAAUUAGUUCAUGUUUUGCUUCACCUAUAAAAUGGAAAAAAACUAAAUUUAAAAGUAAUGAAAAGAGUGAAAUAUAUGUUGAUAGUCAAAUUAAACAAAUGAAAUUAAUUUUAAAUAGUGAUGAAUUUAAAAAUGGAAAUUAUAAUAAUUUUAAUUCAUCAAUGGUUAAAUUUUCAAAUCAAAUUCAAUUAUUUGAAAAUGAUAAAAUAUUGGCAUUCUUUUUAGAUCAAAUUAGAGAUUAUUUUUCAGAGAUUGGAUUCGAUCCAAUUACAUUGGAAAGUUAUAUUAAAACACUUUGUAAUACAUUGUUAAUUUGUAAAAUUCCAAUUUUAGGUGAUGCAAUUAAUUUAACCGUUGAUACAGUUGGUAUAUUAUUAGAAGCUCAAUGUUAUAGAGAUAGAAUUUUAAAUACACCUGUUCUUGGUGGUUUAACAACUUCUUCUCCAACAAAACCGCCACUAUUGCCUCAAAAACAACAUUAA